ACAGAAAUCUCUGCACAAUGGAUCUAUGAUUUUCACAUUGCAGUAGAGACUGGUGCUUUAUUUCAUCAAAUAUCAAGAACUGCAUUUCUUCUUUCAAGCCGUGUGAAGAUGUGGCCGCUGACUCUUCAGGUUGUUGCCAUCUCUGUUUUCCUACAGGUGCCGGGGUGUUUCCCAUCAUGCCUCAUUAGUGGCUCUGUAGCCAACUGUGGCCACCAGAACCUCCGCUGGGUUCCUCCUCUCCCGCCCCACAUCACCCACCUGUACCUGGAGAUGAACCACAUCCGUGAGAUCAACUCCACCUCCCUGUCGGGCCUGGAGGAGCUGCAGGAGCUGGACCUUGGGCGACAGUAUGUGCCUCUUGUGAUCAGGAAUAACGCCUUCAGUGGGCAAAGGCGCCUGAGGAGGCUGGUGCUCGGCUUCAACGUCGGCCUUCAACUGGAGCUGGAGGCUUUUGCCGGACUGUCCGGUUUGCAGAACCUUUACCUGGAUUACUGUUCGCUCCAAGAGUCCAUACUGAAGGACAACUACCUGGAGCCACUGUCCUCCUUAGAGACUCUUGACCUCUUUGGUAACAAGAUAAAAAGACUCCAGCCCUCAAUGUUCUUUACAAACAUGACUCAUUUGAAAGUUUUGAAUCUCAAGCUGAACCAAAUUGACAAAAUAUGUGAGUCUGAUCUGGCUGGUUUUAAAGGAAAGGACUUCGAGGUCCUAAACUUGGACUCUGUUCACCUUAAGGCCAUGGUUCAUGAACAUUUUGACUGGCAGGCAUGUGGGAAUCCUUUCAGAGGAAUGUCCUUUCAGACACUUGACAUAUCCCACAACAGGCUGGGUGUGGGUGAGUCCAAGCAGCUUUUCACAGCCAUUAAGGGGACUAAGAUCUCCCAUCUCAAACUGUCAGGACACAUGGGUAAAGGAUUUUCCUUCAACAAUCUUCCUGAUCCAGACCGCGGUACGUUUGUAGGCCUGAAUGACAGCUCAGUCCGUAUUUUGGAUCUGUCUAAGAACAGGAUAUUUGCUUUGCAACAGGGGGUUUUUAGUCCGCUGAAAGAAGUCAACAUUAUUGACGUUUCCCAAAACAGAGUGAAUCAGAUACACAAACAUGCUUUUGAAGGUCUUCAAGGACAUUUAAAAAUGCUCAACCUGUCAAACAACCUGCUGGGGGAAAUUCAUUCUUACACUUUUGCUUCUCUGACAAACCUGAGGGUGUUGGACUUGUCCUACAAUCACAUUGGUGCUCUGGGCUUUGGCUCAUUUAGUGGACUUCCACAAUUAAAAGCAUUAUAUCUAACAGGAAACUCUUUGCGAGACCUUGACUUCCCCGCAUCUCUCCCGAGCUUAGAUUAUCUGCAUUUGAAGGACAAUAAACUGACGUCAGUGAGCAGUCUCACACGCUUUGCCGGUAAUAUUAUGCAUCUGGACAUUCAGGACAACAGAUUAACAAACCUGGGGGACGUUAAUCAGUUGUUGACUCAACUGAAGCGCCUCCAGCAUCUCCUUUACGGAGGAAACACAAUCAGAUGGUGCAGGCUCGGUGGACGAGUUUCAGCAGUUGGUUUGAAUAAUGUCCAAGUUCUGGAUCUUCACGGCAGCUCCCUGCAGUCCGUGUGGUCUCAGGGGAGGUGCCUGAGUCUGUUUGACAAUCUUGGACAUGUGAGGGGUCUGAACUUGAGCUUCAAUGCGCUUCAGUCUCUUCCUCAGGGCCUUUUCAAGGGCCUCACCUCAGUAGUGGAGAUGGAUCUCUCAUCCAACAGCUUGACCUAUCUCCGGCCGGAUGUGUUACCAAAGAGUCUCAAAGCGCUCAUUCUGUCCAACAACUUCAUAGCCUCCCCCGACCCCGACACUUUUCUAUCUUUAAGCUUCCUCGACCUGAAAAUGAAUCGAUUCCACUGCGAUUCAGACCUGAAGAGCUUCCUGACUUGGCUGAACGAGACCAACGUGACCCUUCUUAGUCCUGCUAAGGAGCUCAGGUGUGAAUUUCCUUCUGGUCUCUAUCAGGUUCCUGUGGUAGAUUUCUCUGCUCAGACUACACAGCAGUAAACCAGCAACUAAAAGUGUGUUUGUCCAUUCAAGGUGACACCUAGAGAAUCACAGGGAAUUAAACACAAGUGGGAUGUCAUGUUGAUUUGUUGAAUUUCUGUAUGAUCGGAAUUUUUUUAAAUGAUAAUGAAAUCUCUGAAAGAACUUCACAUUUGUAAAGGAACAUGUUAAUCAUUUUCAGACAGUAUAAAAACAAAAUUGUACGUUGUAAUUUCCAUGAUUUAAUUAAAUGAAAUAAUAAAUUUACAACUUUAUCUAUUGUGACCCGUGAUACCAAUUAAUAAUGUAGUUUCUUCUGCAUGACUAAUCACUGAAUCACUGUAUAUGACCAUCAACGUUUCUCUCAGGAACAACAAGAUCAAAUCAACAAUUACCAACAAUUCAUAGUGUUGUGACGUUAAACAUGGGGUUCCUAGGAGGCGUUAAAAGGUAAACAAAGAGGAGGGCACGUUGGUGGCCUGGCAUAUAAAAUUUACACAGUAACAUCAAAAUUGAGGAUUUAACAUGGAAUUAGAGGAAUGCAACCAGAGACUAUCAAUAUCACAGGUGUCUGUUUGAGAUCUGAAGAUUCCAAAUAUUUUUGAUCUCAUCAAACGUUUCAUCGACUUUGUGGAAAGAGACAACUUUAUUUUGUAGAUCCAUCUCGAAUGUAACCCUCCCACUCGGACUGUACCAGCAGACGAGCAUUCAUGCAUAAUUUAGCUUGCAACGUCUGCAUUAAAUCUAUGGUGACGGACUUCAUCUGACACUACAGCCGUGUCUCACUGCACAACAUCUUCACUUUGUGCAUCUCCCCCAAUUAGUGUUGGCCUGACUUAAACCUGUACAAUGAAUGGGAUCUUAAGCAUAUAACACCAAUUGUAAACACACUGGUUGUUAUCAGGUACAAAGUAUGACAGAUAAUGUGUUUAUUGCUUCUCAUACCACAUCAAUUAAUCUGUGCGACUGGUGGUUUCAGUCCAAUGUUCAUAAGCAUAUAAAACUCAAGUUUAUUUGAGAAGCGGUUUUCUUUAUAAAUAUUUGAUAUUAGGUAUUUUCCGGAUGGAAGUAAGCUUGGAGGUGGAACAGAAGAUAUUUCCUCCUCUUACAGCAGAGGGCAGCAUCAGCCCACUUAGUCAUGGCUGUUUGCCUCAAUGCUGCUCUUCACCUGAAUGGCUCCUUUAAAACAAUACCAAACCAAUCAAUGUGCAGCAAUGCAGCAUUUAGUUGCGUCGCCUCUGAUAAAUUAGGGAAAAAUAGGGAUUCAUCAAUUCACAAAAAUGAAAUAAAUGAUCCAUUAUAAACUGGAUAGGACUGAUCAGUGGGAGUUACUGUAAAUAGGGAAUGAGGUCAUCACUGUGUAAUGUAUGCAAAGUGUUUUCGGAACAACUCACAAGCUUCUUCUAUUUUCCAAAGUUGGAUUCUGUAUUGUGACUAAUGAUAUUGUUUCCCAUACUGGUAAAUGUUAACACGUCUCAUUUAUGGGUUAACAACGUUUAUCGUCUAUGUGAAUUAAUAAAAAAUCUACAUCAA
Cyclopterus lumpus (lumpfish) is the source of this 3549-nucleotide messenger RNA. RefSeq names its product toll-like receptor 5. NCBI's taxonomy places the organism in Eukaryota, Metazoa, Chordata, Actinopteri, Perciformes, Cyclopteridae. Gene Ontology annotation, molecular function: protein binding. Gene Ontology annotation, cellular component: plasma membrane. The coding region runs from base 109 to 2037 and encodes 642 amino acids. The transcript is spliced from 2 exons. The record is from RefSeq and is a predicted model, not a curated record.